Molecule: messenger RNA, 229 nt
Organism: Rhizopus microsporus ATCC 52813
Lineage: Eukaryota; Fungi; Mucoromycota; Mucoromycetes; Mucorales; Rhizopodaceae
Exons: 1
Source: RefSeq, a predicted model, not a curated record
AUGCUCGUCAAGUUCUUUGCUCUUUUCCUUUUCUUUACCUUUACUUUGGUCUCUGCUAGACCCGGCGAUAGAGGCCACUAUACUGUUAAUGGCUUGGGUAAGAGAAAGCAACAAAUUUUGAAAGCUGGUGGUGGAGUUUGGGAUAUCGCUAUUGCUAUGCUCGAGAGCGAUCACAUGAUUACCGACUAUCCCUACGGUGACAACAAGUCUGGCGAUGCUGCCAACUUUG